UGUAACAGCCACCGUCUCCGCCGUACUGUCGAACCAGUUUUCAGUCCACCAUCACUUCGCCACAUCGGGAAUCGCCGCCGCUUUCAGCUCAUCCUUUUGUGGCCGAUCACGUUCGAUACAAGUAAUCCGUGGAAGAUUUCGUGCGAUGUUACUCCAAUCUCCGUUCCAACAAUUAUAGCACAAGUAGCGUCAUUACCCGGCGGAAUAGCCUUUCAUCCUCCGCGUCAGUAGGAAGAAUCAAUUGAUUCAGGUGCUGGAUUGAACGUCCUUGUGAAUGUGGAUCGAUUUGCAAUUCUAAGAAGAAACUCAAGCCGUGAAUUGUGUCUGCAGUUUUUAUCAGCUUGCUAAUUCUGAAAUGUGAUGAUGUCUUCGGUUUCUCCAUUUUUGUUGCAACCUAUGCGUUUUUCUGCGGACACGAAGCAAAUCCAAAGUCCACAACCUGAGAAACUUGCCUUGAUUAUAGAUAAAAGUAGAAGCAUCAAACAGCUUAGCAAAAUCCAUGGAUUCCUUAUCCGCCAUGGCCUCGAAAGUCACCCUAUCUUGAACUUCAAGCUUCAGCGAUCGUACUCGUCUCUAGGAUAUAUUAAACAUUCGGUCGCGCUCUUUAAUGGUACGCCGGAUCCGAAUGUUUACUUCUACACUGCUCUGAUCCAAGGCCAUGUCAUUAAUGGUCUCUAUAAACAAGCUCUUCAUUUUUAUGUGCAAAUGCUAGUUGAAGGCAUUGAGCCUAAUGCCUUUACAAUGUCGACAAUCCUCAAAGCGUGCACAUCGGAAGCUCUGAGAGCCCUCCAUGGCCAUGCUCAUAAGUUUGGUUUUGAGUCGGAUGUUUAUGUCAGAACUGUUCUUGUCGAUCUUUAUGCAAAAGGCAGGGAUCUUGUUUCUGCUCGUAAGCUUUUUGACACGAUGCUUGAGAAAAGUCUGGUUCUGUAUACAGCAAUGGUUACAGGGUAUGUAAAGAAUGGGGAUGUUGAUGAGGCGAGAGUGUUGUUCGAUGGAAUGAAGGACCGGGACGUGGUGAGUUGGAAUGUGAUUAUCGAUGGGUAUGCUCAACACGGAAGACCGAAUGAGGCCUUGAUUCUCUUCAGGCAGAUGUUGAAGGCUGGCCAGAAGCCGAGCGAAGCAACUAUGGUGGCAGUUCUUUCGGCUUGUGGUCAGUUGGGAGCGCUGGAAUCGGGCCAGUGGAUCCAUUCUUACCUCGGGUAUAACUCAUCGUCUACUGCUCGGGUGGGUACUGCUCUGAUCGAUAUGUACAGCAAAUGUGGAAGUUUAGACGAUGCAAGGAAGGUGUUCGACGCGAUCAAAUCCAAGGAUGUUGUUGCUUACAAUGCAAUGAUCGGGGGAUAUGCAGUUCAUGGGUUCAGCCGAGAUGCUUUGAACCUGUUCGAGGAGAUGAUUGAGGUCGGUCUUGACCCUACCGACAUAACCUUCAUUAGCAUUCUAAGCGCUUGUGCACACGCGGGAUUGGUAUCUGAAGGCCGGGAGCUUUUCAACGCAAUGAAGGAUGUUUACGGUGUUGAGCCAAAGGUUGAGCAUUAUUCGUGCAUGGUGAAUCUUCUAGGUCGAGCCGGGCAUCUAGAAGAAGCUUAUGAGCUUGUUUGGGGCCGGAGCUUCGAUUCGGAUCCUGUUAUGUGGGGAACAUUGCUUGCUGCAUGUAGGCUUCACCGAAACGUAGCUUUAGGAGAGAAAAUUGUCGACUUCCUUCAUGAUCGUGGCCUUGCGAAUUCGGGAACUUAUGUUCUUCUCUCUAAUAUGUACGCGACGGCCGGUAAUUGGAGUGGCGUCGCAAGAAUGAGGGCUAUGAUGAAGCAAAGCGGAGUCCCAAAGGAACCUGGGUGUAGCUCGAUCGAAGUGAAUAAUAGAGUGCAUGAAUUUCGAGCUGGCGAAAUGAAGCAUCCUAAUAUGGAAGAAAUUUACGAGAUGCUCGAGCAAAUGAAUCGGUGGCUCAAGGCUUACGGGUACGUGUCGCAGACUGAGGCAGCUCUACACGACAUCGAGGACGCUGAGAAAGAGCGAUCGCUUGAGGUUCAUAGUGAAAAGCUUGCACUCGCAUUCGGGCUUGUUAGCACGAAACCGGGGACAACGAUCAAGAUUGUCAAGAACCUUCGAGUUUGCCCGGAUUGUCAUGCUGUCAUUAAACUUAUGUCUAAGAUUACGCGACGGAAGAUUAUAAUGAGAGACCGCAACCGGUUUCACCAUUGCGCCAAUGGGUCAUGUUCUUGCGGUGAUUAUUGGUGAGUGUAUACACGUUUAAUUUUGGAGUUUCGAUGGAAUCAGGUGCGUUAGGCUCCCAAUGAUUUUGCUAAAAAAUUGAUUCUUGAUUCAUAUAAUGUUUUAAGGUUCUUGUAGCUCCUAUCAUCGUUUAUAGGAACUAAUUCAACAUAUUAACAUGAAGACACUUCUUCGUCGCUGCCGUAGCCGCCGCCGGCGAUCUCAGAAGUCGACGAAAUACUACUGUCGAGGCUGUACUCUGGAUCAAUAGGUUGCAGCAAAGACACCAUGUGAGUAACCUGUUCCCCGGCCUCGACCAAAUCGAGUUCAUAGAUGAUCGCCGGAUAAUCCUCGAACAUCGAUUCAUCUGCUUGAAUAAGCUUCAAAAUCCGCCUCCGGAGAGGCUUAUCCACCACCAAUCCCCGGAGCAACCUCCGGAAGCCUCCCACUAUAUCGGUGAAUCUCUGCGGCGCGGAGGCGCGCAGCAUCGACCCACAUUCAAUGCAAAAUCCGGCGGCAGCGGCAGUGUUGUCCAUGGGAUACACAGUCAAUAAAUACAUCAGGACAUCCCACGCCAAUGCGGCGUGAACCACCGCCUGAUUUGCUAAAUGCGCCACCAGCGCGGCGGCGGUUUCCGUCCGGUCCCUGUCGCGGCUGUCGCAAGCCUCCCUGAACCGGACGGCGGCUCUCUUCGCCACCAGAUAGCCGACGUCGGGAAAUCGGGGAUUGAUCGCCGCCACAAGGGCGGCGUAGACGUUGGUGGAUUGGGGAAACUGCAUCUGAGAUCUCAUAACCGCUUCGCAGAAGUGCGAUCUUCCUUCGAUCGGAUUCAGUUCGGCCAUUCGAUCAGCCACCGACUGCACGUUCAUAACCGUCAGUUCUUCUAGAAGAGCCUGGAAUCUUCGCCGGACGGAACGUUUCUGAAUUCCGAUCCGCUGCUCGCCGUCAAAUGUGAUUUCCGACGACGAAUCCAUCGCUCGCGUUCCUAAGCAGGCUACAGCUAUUCCCUGGAUUAUUCUCUACAGGAAAAACAACAAUGGUGAGUAUGAGGAAUGGGCCAAUGGCUGCGGAAUCAUGGAAAAGAGGUUUUAGGGUUUAUAUAUAUAUUAUAUGUACACAUAUUUAUAUAUUUUCUUUUAUAAAUUUAUUGACAGAUUCAAUUA
Messenger RNA from Andrographis paniculata, 3371 nucleotides. Its product is annotated as pentatricopeptide repeat-containing protein ELI1, chloroplastic. Lineage: Eukaryota; Viridiplantae; Streptophyta; Magnoliopsida; Lamiales; Acanthaceae. Gene Ontology annotation, biological process: RNA modification. The transcript has 2 exons. The record is from RefSeq and is a predicted model, not a curated record. Bases 361 to 2235 code for a protein of 624 amino acids. Gene Ontology annotation, molecular function: zinc ion binding; RNA binding; protein binding.